CAAGUGAAUACAGUACGGUGUCUAACUCUAACAACCGUCUAGUACACAAAGCUGCAAGAAUGAAGAUCGCCUGUUUUGUAGUGUGUUUGGUUGCCGUGACGUCGGCGGAGAACAUUGUAGAGCUUGCAACAAAGCUUGGUGCAAACACACUGGUGAAGUUGGUAACUGAUGCCGGUCUGGGAAAUACUCUAGCUACCGGAGGCCCAUUCACUGUAUUUGGACCAACCGAUGCAGCUUUUGCUAAACUGCCAAAGGCUGUUCUGGAACGUCUUAUGAGGGAUAAAACACUUCUUGCGGAUGUUCUCAAAUACCACGUGGUCUCAGGAAGCGUGUACUCCUCACAGUUGACCAAUGAAUUGACAGCACCAAGUCUAUUAACGGAUAAUGGGAAAGCCGUCGACAUCAGAUUCAAUAUUUACAAAAAUGGACAGUUGAUCACAGCUGAUGGCAGUCCUGUUGUUAUGCCAAACCAGAACGCUUCUAACGGCGUCAUCCAUGUUGUAGACAGAGUACUGUUCCCAAUUCCACUCAAAAAUAUUCCCGAGCUGGUUACCAUGGAGAGAGGACGAUUUUCAACUCUUUUAACCGCUGUUGAAAAGGCUAAUCUCGCAACAACAUUGGCCGGAGGACCAUUUACUCUUUUCGCCCCAACAAAUGCCGCUUUUGCCAAGGUUCCUGCUGACGUACUUAACAAACUUCUUGCUAAUGUAACAGCUUUAACAGAUGUACUGACAUACCACGUGGUUAGUGGCACUGUAUGGAGCGCCAGCCUUACUAAUGGCGAGAUGGCAAAAACUGUAGAAGGCAAAACUGUUACAAUCGACAUUAGCGGAGGUGGUGUUAAGAUUAACGACGCUAAAGUUGAAGAAGCUGACUUGGCUGUGACAAAUGGUGUUAUCCACGUGAUAGAUUCAGUUCUUCUUCCUCCAGCUUUUGAUAUUUUUGGAAUAUAUUAGUAGCAGCAUCUGAUGAAAAUCGGAUUUAAAUAUUUUGUAUAUAGUUUUAUAUUACGUAAAUAUUAAUACUUUUGUAAAUGUUUUGUUAAUGGGAUCACAUUUGUUAAUUUAAAUAAAAACGAAUCUUUAAAAAGU
This is a messenger RNA of Mercenaria mercenaria, 1091 nucleotides long. Its product is annotated as transforming growth factor-beta-induced protein ig-h3-like. Gene Ontology annotation, molecular function: cell adhesion molecule binding. Gene Ontology annotation, cellular component: extracellular matrix. Lineage: Eukaryota; Metazoa; Mollusca; Bivalvia; Venerida; Veneridae. Bases 60 to 956 code for a protein of 298 amino acids. Gene Ontology annotation, biological process: extracellular matrix organization; cell adhesion. The transcript is spliced from 6 exons. The record is from RefSeq and is a predicted model, not a curated record.